GUAAACAUACAAAGAGACUUAAGUUUAUUCAUAGUCAUCAUUGUGCUAAAUACAAGUUUGGAAUAUUAUUUAAGUUAUAUAAACAACCUUUUGUUCAUCAUUUGAAGCUGGAAUCAUGAGAAAGAAAAUAUGGUUUUUUCUUUGCCUUGCUUUCAUUGAAUGCUACAUGGGCAUGGCUAGGGGAAUAGUGGAACAAGAGAAAUCAGAUGCAGCAGUGAUUCCAGUGGGAACAUUGUCACCACCAGAAGGAAACACAACAUUCAUUGAUGGCACAACAUGGUGUGUGGCACUUGCUGGUGUUUCCCAAGCUGACUUGCAGAAUGCUCUGGAUUGGGCCUGUGGACUUGGAUCAGCUGAUUGUAAAGCCAUUCAGAAAGAUGGACCUUGUUUUGAACCAGACACACUUGUUUCUCAUGCUUCUUUUGCUUUCAACAGCUAUUAUCAGACUAAUGGGAAUUCUGAUAUUGCUUGCAAUUUUGGAGGAACUGCUACAUUGACAAAAACUGACCCCAGUUAUGGAAAAUGUGCCUAUUCUAAUCCUGGAUCCGUAAGUUCCUCUGCUUCAGUUUCACUGGGAAAGUAUUACCAAAGUUUAAUGUGGUCGAAACUCAUUGCUCUGCUACUUAUUUCAUACUAUUGGAUGUGAUUAAUACUAAUGGGCUAUGGUAGGUGAAUAAAACGGAAUUAGAAGAAAGUUAGGAAGUUAGCUUUGUUAGCAUUUUGUAAUAGUGAUUAUGUUGAUGCUAAGGUAUUCUUAGCUUUCAUGUUGGGUCAAGACACGAAUCUAUAAUUGUGCAAAUUAUAUCUUUUUGCAGUUUACAUAAAUUGUAAAUUGUUGGUGUUUCCUUUUGAGCUCAAUAUUCUAUUUUCUCUA
Molecule: messenger RNA, 874 nt
Organism: Cicer arietinum (chickpea)
Lineage: Eukaryota; Viridiplantae; Streptophyta; Magnoliopsida; Fabales; Fabaceae
Source: RefSeq, a predicted model, not a curated record